AUGACUGCCUCUGCUGUAGGGGGCCCCCCAGGGGCCCCCUCCCCGCUAGGCACCCCCAGCCUACUUCCGGAAGAUAAACAGCAGCAGCAGCAACAGCUGCUGCUGCUGCUGCAGCAGCAACAGCAACAGAGAGCAGCACAGAAGAGGUGUCCCGCAGGGAAAGUCGGCUGCGAAUGUGCUGCUGUUGAUGCAGCAAUCGAUGUGCUAACUGCAGCAAAAGUUGCUGCUGCUGUUGACGCGGAAGCAGGCGCAGCAGCAGCAGCAACAGCAGCAACAGCAGCAGAUGUUGCAGCAGCCCGUCGAUUGCUAGAUCGUUUCGUAUGGAGACGAGACUCCUGGGGCCGCUGCAUUGCUGCUGUUGCUGCUGGUGCUGCGCUCCAGCGCUCUCAACUGCAGCAGCAGCAGAAGCUGCCUCUCCUGUUUGCCUGCAGCAGCCGCAGCAGCAGCAGCUCCUGCGCAGUAACAGCUGAGGCGAGCAGUUGGUGCGGGGCAGCGUCGGACGAGGCCAGGGCCUCAGCAGCAACAGCAACAGCAGCAGCAACAGCUGCAGCAGAUAGUGCAGCAACAGCAGCAACAGCAGCACCCACCCAGGAGUUGCUGCUGGGGCGAUGUAUGUUUGCUGCAAGAACUUUGCUGCUGCAGGCACGGAAGGGCCUCCCGAGUCUGCAGCUGCCUGCGAUUGCAAGCGAUCCUGCUGCUGCUGCUGCUGCUGAAGGAGACAGUGCAGCAGCAGAAGCAGCAGCAGCAACCCUAGAGCCCCCGUCUCACAACAACUUAGAGUGCCCCUGUAUAGACACCACACAGCAGCAGCUGCAGCAGCAGCUACUAGCAGCAGAGCCAUUAGGGCCGCCGCUGCUGCUGCACCGCAGCUUGGCCACGCUAAUUGAGGCUUGCUGGGCUUGCUGCAGCAGCAGCAACAGCAGCAGCAGCAGCGGCAGCACCUGCAUACCGCCUGUUGCAGUUCUGGAGGAUCUGUGUGCUGCUGCUGCAGCGCUGCUGCUGCUGCAGCUGCCCUCUCCCUCAACUGUACAGAGGGGGAGGCAGCAAAGCGUUAUACGGAGAUGCAUGCGCUUAGUUACCUUGGGGCUGCAGCAGCGGCAGCAGCAGCAGCAGCAGCAAGGCGGAGAGGUCUUGCUGCUGCACGCGCACUUGCUGCAGCUGCUGCUGCUGCAGCAGCUCGUCGCAGCAGCAUUCUGCCCAAACAUUUGCUGCUCCCCUCUGCAGCGUCAGCGCCUUCUUGCUGCAGUGUUUGCAGAGGCUUCGCUCGUGCUGCAGCUGCUGAAGGAUGGCCUUGCUGCAGUCACUGCUGCUGCUGCUGCUGCUGCUGCUGCUGCUGACACAGAAGCUCCGGGGGCUGCAGACAGCAGCAGCGAAACAGCCUCGUUGGCAGCAGAGCAGCAGCAGCAGCAGCAGCAAUUAUGUGAAGUGGUCCACCGUGUUUGGAUUCGCUGCUGCUGCACCUGCUUGAGCGUAGGGAGCCGCUGCGCAGCAGCUGCAGCAACAGCAGCAGCAGCAGCAGCAGCGGGUGCAGACUCAGCUGCAGCAGAUGCUGCUGCUGCAUCGCCAUCUAAAGAUUGCGCACAGGCGAAACCAGAAGAGGUGCUCACCUCAGCAAGAUACAAUGAGGCUCUUAUCGCCUUCUCCUCUGCUGUCGCUUCUGACGAGUUCGUGGACUUAUUCAAACUCUUGCUGCUGCCCCUGCAGGUGCGGGGGGGAGCAGCAGCGAGACGGCAGGCUGCUGCUGCUGCGCCUUUUGAGCAGCAGGACGAGGAAGAGGAGCAGCAGCAGCAGCAGCAACCUCUGCACGACAGCAGCAGCGCUGCUGCUAGAUUUGCUGCUCUAACAGUAAGGGAGUUGCUGCGGCUGUGGGUGACGGGGCAAGCAGCAGCGCGUCAUUUUGCUGCUUCUGCUGCAGCAGCAGGAACUGCUGCUGCUGCUUCCCGUGCUGCAGCAGCUCCGUUCUUGCUGCUGCCUGCCGCUGUUGCAGGAAGGCUUCGCUUUGUGCUGCAGUGUAUGGCUGAGGCAUAUGCGCAGCACUUCGCUGCAGCUGCAGCUGCAGCAGCAGCAGCAGCAACGGAAGCAGCUCAUCAAGGUCGGCAGCAGCAGCAAUCGCGAGCUCUCAAUCUUAUACAGUGGCAGCGGCGGGUGGGCCCUGUGCUGCUGCUGCCGCUGCUGCUGCAGCACGCGGUGGUGCCGCUGCUGCAGCAGCAAGAUAAAGACCUGCUCAUACACCGCAGCACCUCCUGGAAGCCCUACGCCUAUUUGCUGCUGGAGGCAGUUUCUCCCAAGCAGCAGCAGGAGCAGCAGCAGCAGCAACAGCAGCAGCAGCAGCAAGUGCUGCAGCAGGAACGAACCCAAAAGCGUUCCCAGCAACAGCAGCAACAGCAGCAGCAGCAACAGCAACAGCAGCAACAGCAACAGCAGCAGCAACAGCAGCAGCAGCAGCAGCAGUCUGUUGUGCCUCGUUUCUUCAGCGCAUGCAUCCUUCUUAGCUGCGCUUAUAUAACUGGCCGCAAUCGCUUUGUUCGUGUUGCUGCUUUGAAGGGGCUGCUGCAGCUGCUGCAGCCUUUGCUGCAGCUGCUUGCUGCUGUGCAGAGGGAGUGUGGGGUGCUGCAGCACAUGACGCAGCAGCAGCAGCGAGAUUCCCCAGGAGGAGCAGCAGCAGCAGCAACAGCAGCACCAGCAGCAACAGCAAACGUGCAGCUGCAACGUGCAGUUUCUGUUGCAGGUGAAGGUCUUGCCUCGCUGCUGCAGCCUCGCGUCGAGGUGCUCCUGCAGUCUCUUGCUGCUGCUGCCUCCCUGGGUCGCCCGCAGUGUCUCUGCAGCAACAGCAGCGGGAGCAGCAGCAGCAGCAGCAGCGGCAGCAGCAGCAGCGGCAGCAGCAGCAGCGGCGGCAACGUGGAUGUUUUUGUGUCUAUAAGGCCUUUAGGCGACACUUUGCUGCUGCAGCUUGCUGCUGCUGUUGGAGUGCGUCCGCUGCUGCAGCUGCUGCUUCCGCAGCUGCAGCAGCUGCUGCACUCGCAAGGGGAAUCGUUGCUGCAGCUGAUGGAUCCUGCUACUGCAGCAACAGCAGCAGAAGCAGCACGGCUGUUGGAGGCAGAAGGGGCCUUGUGGCUGCUGCUGCAGCUGUCGGGUAGCCCGCAUGCAAAGCAAUAUACUCCGCCGUUGCUGCAAGAAGCAGCAGAGCAGCUGCUGCUGCUGCGGCAGCAGAAGCAGCGGCAGCAGCAGCAGCAGCAGCGGCGGCAGCAGCAGCAGCAGCAGGUGCCUUGCACCGCCUGCGGAGCUUCAGCAAGCGUUGCUGCUGCUUGGGCUGCCCGAGCGUCGUUUGCUGCUGCGCUUGUGGUGUCCCCUGCGCCUGCAGGGCCAGCAGCAGCAGCAGCAGCAGCAACACCAGCAGCAGCAGCGGCAACAGCGGCAGCCGAACACUUGUUUCGUCGGCUUGAUCUUGUUGCAAGGUGGACAGCUGAGCUUGGAGAGGCCCUAGGUCUCAGCAGCUGCAGCAGCUGCUGCUGCAGCAACAGCAGCAGCGAAGAGAACCAACAGCAGCUGCAGCAGCAGCAGCAGCAGCAGUUGGGGAUGGCGCUGUUUCGUCGUAUGUCUGUCGCUGUGCUGCAGCUGCUGCUGUCUGCUGACGUGUAUCUGCAGCGUCAAGUUGCUGCACUUGAGGCCGCGCGUGGCGAUGCAGCCGCAGCAGCAACAGCAGCAGCAGCACUCCAAGCGCAUGCGCCGCUGCUGCUGCUGCAGCUGCGAGGCCUCCCUCAGCUGUCUCCUGCUGCUGCUUGUCUUCCUACCGGCUGCUGCUCGCUCCCUUUGCUGCGGGCCUUUCUCUCAAUUGUCUGUCACUUAUUCAGGCUGCUGCAGCUGCUGCAGCAGCACCUGCAGCAGCCAGAAGCUGCUGCUGCAGCAGCAGCAGCAGCAGGUGGGGCGCCAAACCCCCUUCAAGUUGCUGCAGCAACAGAAGAACAUCUCUACUCCUGCAGCAAAUGGCUGCUGCAGCAAAACUUCCGUGGUCGCCUCAUUGGAGGCAGCAAACCUGCUGCUGCUGCAGCAGCUUCAGCAGCAGCAGUUGCUGCUGCUUCUGCUGCUCCUGAGGUGUCUCGGCACCUCGCCCCACAGCAUAAGGCGGUGGCCUUGCGCCAAUUCCUCACGAUCGCUGCUUUUUCGUGUUGCUUACCGCUCCAGCUGCAGCAGCAGCUGCAGCAGCAGCAGCAGCAGCAGCAUGUGCAAGCUGGAGAGCAACAGCAACUGCAACAACAGCAGCAGCAACAGAAGCAGCAGCAGCAAUUGCGGCCUCUGGAUGCUCUGUCAGUUCGUGGGUUAGCUGCAGCACUGCAGAAGGAGACACCGACGCUGCAGCAGUUGUUGCUGCGUCUCGCUGAGCCUAGCAGCAGCAACAGCAGCAGCAGCCGCAGCAGCAGCAGCAGUGAAGUGUCUGCGUUAGUACUGGGUCUGCUGGAGGAGUGCAGCGCUGCUGUUUGUGCUGCAGCACCUUUAAACCCUCAAAGUAUGCAGGCCUCACGGGAUUUGCUGCUGCAGCUGCUGCUGCUGCUGUCUCCUCUGUGCAGCUGCCACCAACAGAAGCAGCGCAGCAAACAAGGAAGCAGCUCCCCUGCAUCCAGUCGCAGCAGCAGCAGCAGCAGCAUGGUAGAAGUCUGCAGCAGCAGCAGCAGCUGCAGCAGAGAGAGCAGAAGCUGCGGCUUGCUGCAGCUAAGUGUACAUACCUGGCUGGCGCGUGUGCUGCUGCCGUUGCUGCGGUGUAUCUCCACAUCGCAGCAACACGCUGAGGAGGCGCUGUCGGCGCUGCUGCAGCUGCUGCUGCUGCUGCUGCAGCACGUGCUGGCGGGCGCUUCUCAAGUGCUGCCUGAGCAGACAGCUAGCGACCACCGCCGCAGCAUUAAGAGGCCUCAUGCUGCUGCUGCUGCUGCUGCUGCACCUGUGCUGACAAAGGGAGGCAGCAGCAGCCAGCGCGACAGCAGCAGUAGCAACUCGGCAGCCGCAGCAGCAGCAGCAGCAGCAAUCGCAGCUACAUAUAUAGGAGGAGAGGCAGACGUUGCUGCUGCAGUGGAUCUGUUCUUGGCUGAGCAGCAGCUGCUGCUGCGUUCCAUCUUUGAGUGUCUCUCCACCUGCUUUUCGCUGCCGCUGCCUAGUUUGGUGCUGCUGCAGCAGCAGCAGAGCCAGCUGCUGCUGCAGCAGCUGCUGCUGCUCACGCUACAGCACAUUCUCCCUGCAACUGUUGCUAUGCUCAAGAGGGAAGGGGGCGCAGCAGGUGCAGCUGCUGCACCUCCUUCGGCUGCAGCAGCAGCUGCAGCACCAGCAGCAGCUGCAGCACCAGCAGGAGGCGCUGCAGCAGAAGCACCGGCAGAAGCAGAUGCAGCAGCAAAUGCAGCAGCAGAGCACUGGCCGCACGCGCUGCUGCUGUCUGCCCUUCGUUUCCUUCUGAGUCUCGCAAAGGUGAGUCGCGGUGAUUUGCUGCUAACAGAUACCAGCAGCAGCAGCCAGCACUCUCUUGCUGCUGCAUUCAGAAUCCGGCGCCUGCUGCCGCAGCAGCAGCAGCAGCAACAGAAGCGUUUGCAUUACCAGGGUCUCCGCAGCGCCAGCGCCGCUACAGCAGCAGCAGCAGCAGCAACACCAGCAGCAGCAGCAGCAGAGCCGAACAUCGAGAUAGAAGAGCUCCCCCCAAUAGAGCAAGAAGCCCUGAAGGAGAAGACGCAGCAGGUGCUGCGCUCCUGUGCUGCUGAAGCUACGCGUUUGCUGCUGCAGCCCUGCGAUUACUCGUUGCUGCUGCUGCUGCAGGUACACGCGGCGAGGCAGCUGGGCAUCCGUGCUGCUGCUGCUGCUGUUGCAGCGGACGACUACAGCAGCAGCAGCACUGCAGCACCUGCUGCUGCUGCUUCUGCUGCUGUUGCCCAGCAGCCGGGAGUGAAGGAGGAGACAGCAGAAGCAGCAGCAGCAGCAGCAGCAGCACAACAAAAGGCGUCCCCGCAGCAGCUGCAGCACCAGCUGCAGCAGCUGCAGCAGCAACAACAGCAGCAGCUUCUCUCUAAAGCUCAGAGGAAGGCAACCUGUGCCGAGUUGCUGCUGCACUGGGCAGCAGCUCUGCUGUGGGGUGGUGCUGCUUGCUGCUGCAGCAGCCAGCUAUCAUCCUGCUGGGGACACACGCUGGCGGUGCGUGUUGCGCAACAGCAGCAGCAACAACAGCAGCAGCAGCAGCAGCAGCAGGAACAGGACGAUGAGCAGCAGCGGGGCAGCACACGGGAUGCUUUGCGUGCAGACAGCAGCGCCGAUGGGCGCCAUUCGGACGCUCAAGCUGCAGCAGCAGCAGCAGCAGCAGGUGUUGCUGCUGCUGUUGCGACGCAGCACAAAGCAGAGAAGCUUUGCUGGCAGCUGCUUGGCACACUGCUGCUUCCUGCUGCAGCAACAUCGAGGGAGGCGGGACCUGCUGUGCUUGGCGCAGAGGACAGCUUGCUGCAGCUGACUGGUGUUGAUACACCCGGACCCAGCAGCAGCAGCAACAGCAGCAGCAGCAGCAGCAGCAGCAGCGGUCUUCCUACUUGCAGCAUGCUGCCUAUUACUGCUGUCCCUUCUUUAGGGGUUUACACCUCUUGGCGUAUUAUCGCUGCCUUUCAUUUGAUGCUGGGUCUUUCUCUGUCUCCGGGAGCAACAGCAAUUGCUGCUGCUUGCGGCUGCAGUAGCAGCAACAGCAGCAGCAGCAGCAGCAGCAGCAGCGGUCCAACUCCCGCUGCUGCUGCUUCCCGUGCAGCUCGCUCACCGGAAGCAGCGCUUGUUAAACGCGACAACAACAGCAGCAGCAGCAGCAACAGCAGCAGUAGAGGCAGCUGCUGCUGCUGCAUGCAGCCGCUAUGCAAUUGCUGCAGCUCCAUCUCGUGCUGCUGCCCCUGGGUGUGGGUAUUUCGCGAAUCAGCACAGCAGCAGCAGCAGCAGAUAAGGAACUGGUGCUGCUGCUGUGCCGCUGUGCUAUGGUAUGCGCAGCUGCUAGUGAGGACAGCUGCUGCUUAUCCUGCUGCUAUUGGCUGUCUCUCCAGCAGCAGCAGCACUCGGGGUGUACAUACACCUCUCGGUCCUUAUUGGGUGAGCAGCAGCAGCAGCAGCAGCAACUGCAGCAGCUGCGCUGCGGCGCAGCAAGAAGGAGCUCCGCCUGCUGCUUUGCAUGCGCCUCCUCUGCUGCUGCUGCACCCCUUUCAAGAGCUGCUGUGUGCUUCUGCUCUCGAGCAGCUGCCGGCUGUCCAGCAACAGCGGCAGCAGCAGCAGCAGCAGCAGCAGGGUUCUUCUCAGCAGCAACAGCAGCAGCAGCAAAUGUCGCUGCAGCAGUCGCGUCAGCAGCAACUGCUGCUUCUCCAGGGGCUUCCUACAGCUGCGCUCCCUCCAGCUGUGCUCGCAGCAGAAGAAGCAGCGCAGCAGCUGCUGUUUGUCUGCACGGAGCAGCAGCGGCUGCUGCAGCAGCAGGGGCCCGUGCUGCUGGCGUUGCUGCAGACACGCAGGCCUGCUUCCAAUUUGCUGCGGCUGGCUGCUGCUCUGCAGCAGCGAGAGUGGUUGGAGCAGCAGGCUGUUGAGAGGGACACAGCAGCAGCAGCAGCAGCGGCAGCAGCAGCAGGCAUCCCCCCGCAGCAGCGCGUGCUGCUGCAGCUAGCAGCAGCGCAGCAAAAAGGAGAUGUGCUGCACCUCAUCGAGCUGCUGUCUCCUCCAACGCCUGUUGCUGCUGCUGUACCUUCUCCUUCUGGGGUUCGAGCGCCGCCUCGUUUGGUUGGCGCUGCAGCAGCAGCAGCAGAAGCAGCAGCAGCAGCAGCAGCAGCGGCUGCUGCUGCUGCUGCUUCAGGAGCAGCCGAAGCAGCACCAGAGCCAACGGGAAAGGUUAAGACCGGCAGCAGUUCCCUCUUUGGGGCAAAUAGAAACAGAGCAAAGGCUGCAAGGCGCAGCGUUCGCCCGGGGGCCAGCUAG
Messenger RNA from Eimeria acervulina, 7956 nucleotides. RefSeq lists its product as hypothetical. The record is from RefSeq and is a predicted model, not a curated record. Bases 1 to 7956 code for a protein of 2651 amino acids. The transcript has 3 exons. Gene Ontology annotation, biological process: regulation of transcription by RNA polymerase II. Gene Ontology annotation, cellular component: nucleus; SWI/SNF complex. Gene Ontology annotation, molecular function: transcription coregulator activity. Lineage: Eukaryota; Apicomplexa; Conoidasida; Eucoccidiorida; Eimeriidae.